This is a messenger RNA of Mobula hypostoma (lesser devil ray), 331 nucleotides long. RefSeq names its product carboxypeptidase O-like. The record is from RefSeq and is a predicted model, not a curated record. The transcript is spliced from 3 exons. NCBI's taxonomy places the organism in Eukaryota, Metazoa, Chordata, Chondrichthyes, Myliobatiformes, Myliobatidae. Bases 13 to 252 code for a protein of 79 amino acids.
UGGAGCAGAAGUAUGGAACCAAGUACUUCCUCAUGGAUUCUUUAUAAAACAUCUGGCACCUCACAUGACCGGGCAGCUGACCUUGGGAUUGGGGGCAAUGCGACCUAUCACUUCAUACUCCCCGAAGAUCAGAUCCAGCCCUGCUGUGAGGAAACCAUGGUAGCCGUGACAACCAUCAUCCAGUAUGUCAAUGAUAAGCACUUCCUGAAUUCAUUUCAAGGGACUGCAGCCCUGUGGUCAGAUGCUGCCUGACCUGCCGAGUUACACCAGCAUUUUGAGUGCGUUGCUCAAGAGUUCCCACAUCUCCAGAAUCUUGUAUUUCUGAUUUGCA